Messenger RNA from Sander lucioperca (pikeperch), 2261 nucleotides. RefSeq names its product transmembrane protein 198-like. The record is from RefSeq and is a predicted model, not a curated record. The transcript has 5 exons. Lineage: Eukaryota; Metazoa; Chordata; Actinopteri; Perciformes; Percidae. Bases 417 to 1430 code for a protein of 337 amino acids. Gene Ontology annotation, cellular component: plasma membrane.
AGAGCUUGGACUCUCAGCUGGCUCGGCCUUGGACUUGGCAGCAGCCGCCUAUACUGUCGCUGGGAGCAGAUGGUCUCCCUCUCAGAGCCAGGCGUCAGCUGUUCACAUGAGUACAGGUCGGCCGCCCACAGUUCACAGAGGGAACAACACAGACUCCUGACAGCUCGCUCCCUGACAGGCUUACUGGAACAUGACAAACUACCACUGAAGAUACUUUUUGUUUCUCUGUUGAAGCUCACAUUUACUCUGUGAAGAGAUGCAUAAUCCCAGGUGCACAACAGGAAACAGCUUAGUACAAGUUCUUCUUUCCCGAGCUUCCUCUUUUCCUGAACGCCACAUGCAGGACAUUCCGGUUUCCCACCUUCAAUGAACAAAGACCAGCCACACAGUAAUAGAAGUAAUAAUAAUCCUCCAAGAUGGCAGUCACGUCACUCUUUUACUCUGUUACUGAGGAGCCUAGCGCUGGCUUAGCUGAGGUGGACAUUUGUACGCUUGAGAUUAACAUCAAGUAUGAAGUCAUCCCAUCUAUCGUCUGCUCUGUUUGCAUUUCAUUCGGCCUCAUCUACAUCUUUUUCGGAUACCGCUGCUUCAAGAUGGUCAUGUUCUUCUCUGGCUUCAUGUUUGGCUCAGCAGCCGUUCUCCUGGUGUACCACAAGGAGCCCCUGUUGGACGCCCAGUUGGGCUCAGAGACAAAGGCAGGGAUCGGCCUGGGAGUGGGUGUGCUCUGCGGGCUGAUGACCAUGCUGGUGUCCACCAUGGGACUCCUCCUCAGCAGCCUGCAGCUGGGGAGCCUGCUCUCCCUCGCCAUCCUGGUAGUCAUCGGACAGUUUCACAGCAUGACUCCAGUGUGGCUGCCUCUCAUCGUCAUCCUGGCUGCAAGCAUCCUCACUGCUCUCUUCACACUCCAUUGGCAGAAACUGUUCACCAUCAUCUACACAUCUGUGUUUGGAGCCACCACUGUGAUGCUGUGUGUGGAUUACCUGGUGGGGACGUUUAUGCUGCCAGAUCAGGUGUAUGAUUUGUUCUGUCAAGUCACCCCACGUCCACUCUGCUGGUUUAACUGGGGGAUCACUGGGAUAGUGCCUGUUAUGGGUCUGAUAGGUGUGUUGGUACAAUGGAGGUUUACCGCCAAAGGAGUAUCACACAUAGAAGCUGCACACAAAAAACAGAAGAAACAUUCCAAGAAGCACAGAUAUAGAGAGUCAAGGAGAAGACCUCAACCACACCAUCGGCGCAGGCCUCCACCACUGAAACGCUACGCUGGGGACGUCCUGGCGCCGAGUUAUCUCCAGAGCCUUAAGGAGCGCCAGAUGGGAACAGGCUCCUCCACCAGCAGCGUCAGCACCAUCACACAUACUCUGAUUGACUUUGACUUUGAGACGGGCUCCAUGGUGCCUCUGACUGCUGCCUCCCCUGUUUUUACAGUCUGAAGGAACCCGCCAUCAAAUAUCUGCAACCUGCACAUAUCCAAGUAAUCCAUUACCAUGUACUGAUAAUUAAACAUACCUUGAAAUGUUCAUUUUCUACAGACAUUUUCCGCUCUAGCUUUAGCUAACCAGCUUCUUCAGAUAGCCUAAUCAUCAAUAUGCACACAGUGGACUUUGAGACGCUCAGAGAUCAUCCCCUGAAUGAUGACAACACAAUAUACACAGUCAUCAGACUUGUGAUCAUCACUUCCUUUCAGCAGUUUAUCUCACAGGAUGGGAUAAUAAUCUUUUAUUCUCAAAAUACUAUGUUGUCACACGCAGUCCUGAGACAAAAAGAACCCAAAAGCACGACUCAGGAGGCAGAGGUAGAAGCAAAGAGUCUUUACUUAACAAGGAUGCAAACAAUCCAGGCAGACAACAGCAAAAAGGGGGCAGGCUGAGACAAAACUGGGUCAAAACUGGGUCAAGAUGAAAAAAAUCAUCGAACAAUAAACAUAACGCUGGAAAGCUAAGAAAUAAAGCACAAAGACAAUCUGGCAGAGGGCUAGUGGAAGUGACUGGUAAGGGAGCUAAUGAGGGAAUAGAGAACAGGUGAGUGGGAAAGAAGUAUAAACAAUUAAACAAAAUGGUGAAUUACCAAACAGGAAUUCCAAACCAUGACAUUAUGUAGCACGUGUCUAGAUUAGAUUGGAUUGUAAUUCUUUUGAAGUUCAAGUAUUAGUUAUGUAGUAACAAUGAAUUCAUACCAACAUAUGCAAUUCAAUUAAGGAUAUACAUCAGAAAAAUGGGGAAUGUUGGACAAUAAACCAAUAAAACACUGAUGUGACAGGAAUA